Molecule: messenger RNA, 1653 nt
Organism: Dermacentor albipictus
Lineage: Eukaryota; Metazoa; Arthropoda; Arachnida; Ixodida; Ixodidae
Source: RefSeq, a predicted model, not a curated record
GAAGAGGAGGAAGAAGCACGGGUUUCCUUGACUAUUGCUCAGCAACACCCCAAUACUCUACCAUGAAACGCACUAGAGAGCAAGUCGUCGUGCUCAUCGCCAUUUGCAUGGGUAUCAACUUCUUUUGCCUCGGCUCCUACAUCUUGGGCUACUACCGGAAUGUAGCGAGCUCGGGGAUCUUCUACGACAUCAUUCUUGGUGCUGAGUCAGGCGUGAACAUGGCAUCUGAUUAUAUGCUCUUCAGUGUACUCCAAGUGCCGGCCAAUCCGGCACUUUCGGGUCCGACUCCUGCGCAAGUGGUGGACACUCUGCGCAAGUUCCUGAUGCUGAACGCCGGGACCAUUGUCGUCUGCUGCGUUGGCCAUGUGGCGGGCGGCCACUUUCUAUCCCGCAAUGUUCCCGUGGUGGGAGUUCGAAACGCCGACGAGGAAUCGUCCAAGCGCAAUCGAUCAUUCCUGCAGCGCGCCAUCUGCUACAUAGCCCUGGCUAUAGUGAAGACCUCCGGCCUGACAGCGGACCCGCACGAGAUUGUGGUGAGAAUCGCCGACGCAUUCCGGGACCCAUCGAUCGUGGAGGCAAAGUGUUCGUGCACUGCUGGAUUGUCGCAAAAGUGCAAGCACAUCUCGGCUGUUUCUCCUGGCACCUUAUCCUGGAACAUUUGGUGUAGUUGUCAGUCCCUUUAACGUUUCGUCUCUACAUUGCGUUUCAAUGCUGUUCAUAGUGCAAAGAUCGUAGUAAAGUGGAAUGUUCAUGUGCGUGCACCGUUGUAAGCAGAAGAGAUCCUAUUAUGUGCCGAACUGCAACUUAGCUUCACCUUGUGCUGUGGCGCUUGGGGUUACCUAUAACAAUACAUAUCCUGCUUUUUUUCUUUUUUUUUUGCCGACAUGACUGUUCGUUUCCUAUGGCUCAUACGCUAUUGUUUCACAAUUUGUGCUCGAGCAACUGCGUGAUAUCAGUGGCGACUCAGGCAGAACUCAUGAAACCAACUUUUGUUGUCUUUGUUAGUGCCCUUCUUAAAGGGGCCCUGAAACUGGCAUGCCGCAUGAUAUAGAUACCACGACCACCACAAGCUCUGUUCGCAGGAUGAUCAGACAGCCGUGUGUAUUUAUUGGUCUCUGUAAGUGAUGUAGCUCCAGGCGUCCAUCUCGCGUAUAGAGAGUGCCACACAUGCCUGAACCACAAGUAGCAAUGUGUAAAAAAAAAACCUUCACCAGGACCUUGCUACCUUGCCAUGCACCGUGUAGCUUCCAGCACACUAGCUGAGGCGAAAGGAGAAAGCAAUGCAUCAGUGCAAUAACUACUAAUUCCGCUUACAGUUCAAUGAUUCGAAAAAUUUUUGCAGCAGGUGGUGUCCUUUUGUAGUGAGGUAACUAUGAUCAGUCGGAAGUGUUUCAGUGCCCCUUUAAGUGUUUGUUAAGUGCUUUAAGUGCAUGUUAAACUUUUAUGUCACUUACUUUCCAUUUAUUGAUAUGUUGAUAGUAAGGACAGCUCUAUAUGCUCUCUGGAGGUCAAUAAUUAUCAUUCACUGAUGUUAAGUCUGCACAAGUGUCUCCCCAUGUUGUAUUACCAGUGGUUUAGUUAUGCUUCCCAGGACAGCCAUUUGCACUGUAUUCAACAAACUGGGAAGAAGCAUAAAUUAUGGUACAUAUACCA